This is a messenger RNA of Penicillium robsamsonii, 282 nucleotides long. RefSeq names its product Aldolase-type TIM barrel. Bases 1 to 282 code for a protein of 93 amino acids. The record is from RefSeq and is a predicted model, not a curated record. NCBI's taxonomy places the organism in Eukaryota, Fungi, Ascomycota, Eurotiomycetes, Eurotiales, Aspergillaceae. The transcript is spliced from 2 exons.
AUGCCUGGCUUUGGCAAGUUGAAAAUAACGGGUCUUGGCGGUCGGAGAUUGGAGAAAUACUGCACCCUGGAUCAUGAGGUCACAUCAAUCAGAAUCUGGCUACCAUCUUCACCGAACUGUCUUAUGGGUGAUCUAGAUCAGGAUAAGGUAGCGGCUCUUCUCAGUGCUGUGGCUAAGAUGGGGGCCGAGUACUUCGUUAUCGACGCUGGAUGGUACGCGGAUGAUAGUACUUCGUGGGAUGAGGCCUGUGGGAGCCUUCGCAAGGAGAUUCUAACAUUUUAA